Molecule: messenger RNA, 3685 nt
Organism: Gasterosteus aculeatus aculeatus (three-spined stickleback)
Lineage: Eukaryota; Metazoa; Chordata; Actinopteri; Perciformes; Gasterosteidae
Source: RefSeq, a predicted model, not a curated record
CAGUCCCGCUCCAUCCUCUCCACCCUCCCCAGUCCCGCUCCAUCCCUCCCCGCAGCAGCAGCAGCAGCAGCAGCAGCCUCUCCCCGGAGAUGGAGCGCCUGUAGAAGCUGGAAGCACCAUGAGGUCUCCGCGGCUCUGCGCGGCUCUCUGCCUGCUCCUCACCGUCUCCUGCCGGCUGUGCGCGGCCGCCCGACACGGUUGUUUGUUUGAGAAGAAGCUCUGUCCCAGAGACCAGCUGUGCACCGAUGACGGUUUGUUCGGGCGGUGCCGGCCUCCUCACCAGGAGUCCGUCCAGUACCAGGUCCCCGUCCCCGUCCUGCACAACCUGCAGGAGGUGCUCAGAGCCCUGAUGGUGCGAGGUCUGACCUGGAAGGACGGCGUCACGCAGGCCGCCAUCGACCGAGAGCUGAGCCGCGUUCCCGCCGCCGGACUCCAGGAGGAGCACCUCCAGCAUCGGGCGCUGCAGCCACGCCUUCGUGACGAGCUGAAGGUGGUGUUUCCCCGGAUGUCGGGCCCCAGUCAGCGGAGGCCUCGGGGCCCCGAGGACCCGGCUGACCUCGGGAGGAUGCAGCAGUACGCGGACUACAUGAUGCUCGACCCCUCCCGGUCCUCCGUUCACAUGCAGAAGCCCCCGCUGGACCCUUCCGCCUUGCACCAGUACGGCUUCCAGGAGGAAGAGGAGCGCUCCCUCAACUCUCUGGAUGAAGAUCCAGCCUCCUCUCGCUCCGGAUCCCAAGGAAACCCUCUGGACCGAGACCGGCAGCUUCUCCGGGACUUGGUCUCUUUUUACCUCACUUCCCCUUCCUCCUCCUCCUCCUCCUCCUCCUCCUCUUCCUCUCCUGUGCAGUCCAUCUCCCGCCACAGAGGGGGGGUAACGCCAGCUGCAAGAUUCCCCUCUUCGCUGUCCUCCUCCUUCUUCCCAGAGCUCGACUUCCCGCUGGACUACGGCGAGGACUACGUUUCCCAGGAGGCUCAGCGCAGCAAGCAGGAGCAGCAGGAGAGGAAGGAGCAGCAGGCGUACGGCGAUCUGUCAGGACUGGAUGAGCGCUCCCUGCAGAGGCUCUCUCUGCUGCUCGACCAGUACGGCCUGGACCCGGAGGACCUGAAGGACCCGGAGGACCUGAAGUACUUGAAGGAUCUGAAGGACAUGCAGGACCUGAAGGACCUGAAGGACAUGCAGGACCUCAAGAGCCUAAAGGACAUGCAGGACCAGUCCCCCCAGCAGAAGCAGCUGGAGAGCUCCUACACCCUGAAACAGGCCACAGAUAAAUAUGACAACAAUGCUGCCACAAGAAAAAAGGUCACAGAGGGUUCAAUGGCGUUCAAGAUGGCCGCCCCGGAGGCUCCGCCUUUGAACAUCGUCACCAAUCACAGCGCUGUCGGACCUUCCGCCACCUUCAGGAUCAGACCCGACUCCAAGAACCUGACGACCGGAGCCGAGAAGAACUUCCCGGAGUCCGAGACGGGCCUGACGGUGCAGCAGAGCGGUGUAGGAGAGGGGCAUGAUGGGAAGUCGCUGCCCCUGGCAACGCGGAUCGAGCCCAGGCGCUCCAGCUGGGUGUUCGCCGCCCUGGUGGCCAUGGCCUGCAUGGGCAGCGUCCUGGUGGGGGCCAUGACCAUCGCCUGCCUGCGUCACCACGCCCACCGGCUGGCGGCCAAGACGCUGGGCCUGGGACCCGAGGGGGGGGGCUUCACCCACCAGGAGUACCAGGACCUGUGUCGCCAGCACACAGCCUCCAAAGGGGCCUUCGGGCGUCUGGAAGCCGCCGCCCUCGGCGCCGUGGGCGGAGCGAGCGGGGGAGCCGGGGGGGCAAAGGGAGGAGGUGCCGGCGUCGCGGGUGGAGCAGCGGGGGGCGGCGGGGCCGACUCCAGGGUGAGCAGCGUGUCGUCCCAGUUCAGCGACGGAGCCCAGCGCAGCCCGAGCUCGCACAGCAGCACGCCGUCGUGGUGCGAGGAGCCGGCCCAGGCCAACAUGGACAUCUCCACGGGUCACAUGAUACUGGCCUACAUGGAGGACCACCUGAGGAACAAGGACCGCCUGAUGAAGGAGUGGGAGGCGCUGUGCUCCUACCAGGCCGAGCCCAGCGCCGUGUCAUUGGCUCAGAGCGACGCCAACGCCAAGAAGAACCGCUGCCCCGCCUCCGUGCCCUAUGACCACGCCAGGGUGAAGCUGAGGCCGGAGAUCAACCCUUCGCGCUCCGACUACGUCAAUGACCAGCACCAUAGUGAGUACGUCACGCUGAUUGAGCACGACCCCCGGAUGCCGGCCUACAUCGCCACCCAGGGCCCCCUGUCCCACACCAUCUCUGACUUCUGGCAGAUGGUUUGGGAGAACGGCUGCACGGUGAUCGUGAUGCUGACGGCGUGGGUGAAGGACGGAGAGAAGCAGUGUGACCGCUACGGGCCCGACGAGGGCUCGUCCCUUUACCACAUUUACGAGGUGAACCUGGUCUCGGAGCACAUCUGGUGCAACGACUUCCUGGUGCGGAGCUUCUACCUGAAGAACGUGAUGACGCAGGAGACCAGGACGCUGACUCAGUUCCACUUCCUGAGCUGGCCGGCUCAGGGCAUCCCCCCCUCCACGCGCCCCCUGCUGGACUUCCGCAGGAAGGUGAACAAGUGCUACAGAGGACGCUCGUGUCCCAUCAUCGUGCACUGCAGCAACGGCACAGGCCGGACGGGGACUUACAUCCUGAUUGACAUGGUCCUCAACCGAAUGGCUAAAGGUGUGAAAGAGAUCGACAUCGCCGCGACGCUGGAGCACGUCCGGGACCAGAGGCCCGGGAUGGUCCGCACCAAGGAUCAGUUUGAGUUUGCCCUGACCGCCGUGGCUGAGGAGGUCAACGCCAUCCUCAAAGCUCUGCCCCAGUGAAACCAUUAACUCCUCUGACCUCUGACCCCUGACUGAGACACCUCUCCUGCCUUCUGCCUCCUCUCUCUGAUGAGGAUUUUCACGAUGAAAAAGUUUGAAAUUCCCUGAAAGAUAAAGAAUAAAAAUCAACUUAUGAGUUAGGAAGGAUUUAUGCGACUAAUUUGUGGUCCAGAUAUGAUGCGUUCAGGGACUUUCUGAGUCCUAAAAUGACAGAUGACCCUGAAUGCACCUCCUGCACCGAGUGAUUGACCCUAAAUGGAUCACCUGCACGGUGUGACUGACCCUGAAUGCAUCACCUGCACGGUGUGACUGACCCUGAAUGCAUCACCUGCACGGUGUGACUGACCCUGAAUGCAUCACCUGCACGGUGUGACUGACCCUGAAUGCAUCACCUGCACGGUGUGACUGACCCUGAAUGCAUCACCUGCACGGUGUGACUGACCCUGAAUGCAUCACCGAGCCACAGAGGGUUUAUACUGCCUGAAGCGAGCUUGCUUAAUACGUUCCUCUCGUCGGGGGAAGUCUGGUCACCCUGUUUGGUUCUGGUUUUUGGACAGAAAGCCCAACGAUUUAAAAAAAGAGGAUUUUAGAGGAACUGAUGUGUCGCUUCCUGCAGCAAACGGACUCCCUCGCAGCGCGUGUCUCUUCACGUGCCGCUCAGACCGUUUCAGUCUCUGGAUGUGUUGUUGUUUACUUCAUGCAAGUCACAAAAAAGAAAUAAAAAAAAGAAAAAAGAAAUGCUAUUCUCUGAAAAGAAAAGCUUUUAUCUGUGAGACAUUAAUUAAAUAUGUUCGUGUUUAUCUUCUGCAAUCA